UAACCGAUGACUGGGCCUGAAAAUGGCAGUAUUUCUGAUUGAUGUUCUGAUCAGUUUCUUUCUUAAAUUUAUUGCGUUUUUUUAAAGGGUUAGGGGUUUUUGCUGUUGUUUGUUUUUUUGUUUGUGUGUGUGUGUGUUUUACCGUCCUCAGCCACCUGCCAUAUUCAAUUUUCCUUUUUUUUUCCCUGUCAUCCCUUGCGCAGUCAUAACCGAUGUCUACAGUUUCACCAGGUUGAAAUACUAGUGUUUCAAUACGUAGUUUUUUUUUUUUGUAAAUCCUCAGUGACGGAAUGUUAGUAAUACUUGUCGAGUCCUCACUAUCGACGACCUGCAUGUAGGGUUCAUCUGCACAUCGCUGGCUCUGUAAGGAUACAGUACAUUGCCUAAUACACCUGUACAACGCUUUAAAUACUAAAGUAUUGUAGCAUCAGAACACAUUAAAAUUGCCUCCUGACAUGAAUCACUGUCAAGCUUCAAAUCGUGACUCAGACUGUGGUGACAGACGACAGGUCGCCCUGCUGACACCUCUAUAGUUGCGAUCUCUCACUGAGCAUGGCCAGCAAGCUUUGAACGGUCCAUGGCGAUACUAACUGAGGAAUCAGACUGUAAAAACUCAUCAACCAAGAAAUUCAAGGGUUUUCCUUCUCUGAGAUGACGACCACCCACAACAGUCCGUCACGUGACCUCACGUCGCUGGGAGUGAACGACGCUCUCCGUCUGUGUGAACAGACGACCGACAUUGACACCAUUCUGGCCUUGACCCAUCACCCCGUGCCAAGUGUGCGGAAGCGAGCCCUCGUGGAGAUGUGUCCUUGUCGUGUUCAAGAGGACCUGUCGGAAUUCUGGGAACGAGUUUUUGAGAUGAUUUCUGAUGAAGACGCUAAUGUCAGAUACCAGGUACUCCAUACCUUGUGUGAUGGGUCACCUGCACACCUCGAAUUGCGAGUGGCCGAAGCUCUGGACACAUUCAAUCGAGACCCUGACCAGAAGAUUAGGAGGAAAGCCCACCAGUGCCUGACCUCGUACUGGCGCAAGGGCAAGUGGAACAUCAUGUGAAGCGUGUGCAUCAUGGAGCAGACCAUCAAAUAUAAUAACAUGUCUCUAUAUUUGGCAGUGAACUCUGAGUGGCAUUAUUAGGACAUUAUGCCAUCCAACCAGAUCAUCCUUGGAUAUCGUUCAAGCAUCAUUUUAAAGACCCUCAGCUUAGUGUUCCUCCCAACAUUACUUUGUGGAGAUGCAUUAGAGGCUCUACAGCAAAGUACACCUGUGUGGAGGCCAGAGCUUGAUAUUGUGAUGAUAGUUAACACCUUCGCGACAUGAUGGAAGCAUGAAGCACAAGACCUCAUAACGGGCAGAAGCCAAAUUACAUCCUGUCCACACCAUUUCAAAGGCAAACAAGAGGAGACCACCAAAAACUGUCUUGCUAAUCAAAUACGGUGAAAUCGUUAGGAAAACAUGUGGUGAAUGAUGUAUUGUCAGGACAGCUGCAUCAUCGAUAAACAUUAAACAAAAGGCGCGAUCAGGUCCUAACCGAUGUCUGCAAAUGCCUGCAACAGUCGGCGAGCGGCAAAGCAAAGCGGAAGUUGGGGGUUAGGGGAGAUAACGCUGCACGUUCUGGUCGAUUCCUGUGUCUAUGCAAAUGAUGAUACAGUGUAGUGCCACCUUUCACCAUGGAUAUUCCAUUAAUGCUCCGGGCGAAGACCUAAGCUUUUAAUUCAUUUCACAAAUGUAGGCUUUAUCGAGGUGUGCAAAUAAUUUACCUGACAUACUUGACAAGAGUGAAUCACGCGCGGGAUUCAGGUAUUUGACAUAAUCAAGAGUGUUAGCUGUGCUGGCCAAACAUUUUAAACACCCCGAAACGUUUGUACAGUUUAAUGCCUGUAUUUCCUGCUUAAUUGUACUGAGAGCAAGCAAGGUUUUGAGCAGUGUGACUUUUGUUUAACUUUUGAUGGCGAUGUGUUGUCGAGAAACACUUAAAAUUAUUUUUCCUGCAACAUAUUCAAUAUUUCAUGUAAUAUUUCGAAAUAAAUCAUUUGAACA
Molecule: messenger RNA, 2040 nt
Organism: Pomacea canaliculata
Lineage: Eukaryota; Metazoa; Mollusca; Gastropoda; Architaenioglossa; Ampullariidae
Exons: 3
Coding region: 652-1056 (134 amino acids)
Source: RefSeq, a predicted model, not a curated record